Sorex araneus (European shrew) is the source of this 1944-nucleotide messenger RNA. RefSeq names its product ALG12 alpha-1,6-mannosyltransferase (gene ALG12). Gene Ontology annotation, biological process: protein N-linked glycosylation. Lineage: Eukaryota; Metazoa; Chordata; Mammalia; Eulipotyphla; Soricidae. The transcript has 10 exons. The record is from RefSeq and is a predicted model, not a curated record. Gene Ontology annotation, cellular component: endoplasmic reticulum membrane. Gene Ontology annotation, molecular function: alpha-1,6-mannosyltransferase activity. Bases 195 to 1676 code for a protein of 493 amino acids.
GGCGAGGUCAGCGCGCACGGCCGUGGCCGGAGCUCCAGGGGUCGGCGGGCGGGCCGGGCGGGCCGCGUGUCCAGCGGGGGGUCCACUCUGCAGCCGCCGUGGGGUCCCCACGCCCAGCCCGCCGGGCCCCGCAGAUCCAGCCCCGCUCAGGGCCCCACCUGCACCUCCCUCCCGAGCCAGCGUGCCCCUCUGACAUGCCGGCCAGGCGCAGACCCGGCAGGAGGGGCGCGGGCGGGCAGCCGCUGCUGCUGCUGCUGCUGGCCGCGGCCGGGGUGCACCUGCUCGCCUGCCCCUACACCAAGGUGGAGGAGAGCUUCAACCUGCAGGCCGCGCACGACCUGCUCUAUCACCGCCUGGCCAUGGAGCAGUAUGACCACCACGAGUUUCCUGGAGUGGUGCCCCGCACGUUCCUCGGGCCCCUGCUGAUGGCGGCACUGUCCAGCCCCGUGGUCGGCUUCCUGUCCCUGAUGGACGUGUCCAAGUUCUAUUCCCAGCUCGUAGUCAGAGCCGUGCUCGGUCUGGGCGUGCUCCUUGGCCUUUGGGCCCUGCAGAAAGAAGUGAGGCGGCAGUUUGGGGCCACGGUGGCCACCGUCUUCUGCUGGGUGACGGCCACGCAGUUCCACCUGAUGUUCUACUGCACGCGGACACUCCCCAACGUGCUGGCUCUGCCCUUGGUCCUGCUGGCGUUCGUGGCCUGGCUGCAGCUCCGCUGGACGCGCUUCAUCCGGCUCUCGGCCUUCGCCAUCCUGGUGUUCCGCGCCGAGCUGAGCCUCUUCCUGGGGCUGCUGCUGCUGCUGCCGCUGCUGGCGGGGCGGCUGACGGUGUCCCGGGCCCUGCGCUGUGCCGUGCCGGCAGGGCUCUGCUGCCUGGCACUGACCGUCGUGGUGGACUCCUACUUCUGGCGCAGUCUCCUGUGGCCGGAAGGGAAAGUGUUCUGGUACAACACGGUCCUCAACAAGAGUGGCAACUGGGGCACCUCCCCUCCGCUGUGGUACUUCUACUCGGCCCUGCCCCGGGGCCUGGGCUGCAGCCUGCUCUUCGUGCCCCUGGGCGCCGUGGACCGCAGGAUGUGGCCGCUGCUGCUGGCCGCCCUGGGCUUCGUGGCCCUCUACUCGCUGCUCCCGCACAAGGAGCUGCGCUUCAUCGUCUACACCUUCCCCGUGCUCAACGUCGUGGCCGCCAGGGGCUGCGCCUAUGUGCUGAAUAACUCGAGGAAGUCGUGGCUGUGCAAACUGAGCUCCUGGCUUGUGGUGGCACACCUCGUGGCCAACGCCGCGUACUCGGCCACCGCCCUGUACGUGUCUCAUUUCAACUACCCCGGCGGUGUGGCCAUGCAGAGGCUGCACGAGCUGGUGCCCCUGCACACAGAUGUGGUCCUGCACAUCGAUGGGGCAGCGGCGCAGACGGGCGUGUCGAGGUUUCUGGAGGUCAACAGCGGCUGGAGGUACGAGAAGAGGGAGGACGUGCAGCCCGGCGAGGGGCGCAUGCUGGACUACACGCACAUCCUCAUGGAAGCGGCCCCUGCGCACCUGGCCCUGUACCGGGACACGCACCGCGUCCUGGCCAGCAUCUCGGGCACCAGCGGGGUGACCCUGAACCUCACCAAGCUGCCUCCCUUCGACAUCCACCUGCAGAGGAAGCUGGUGCUUCUCGAGAGGCGCCCUAAGCCGUCUUGAGGGUGAGGGGCAGUUUCCCACGAACCUGAGGUGCCCUGGCAGGGCCCAGGGCUGCGUUCCCACCCCGCGGCCACACUGCUCACCGGGAUGGACAGCGCAGCCUUGCGGGCCGGGGGGGCAUGUCGGGUGCAAGGGAUGCUGUUUGUGCCCCCGGGAUCACGUGAGCAAAUGUGCCACAGCCCUGGCAGCAGGACCUGCCCGUGGCGGGGGGAGAGGGUGUGACCAUGCCCAGGAGUUUGUGAAUAAACGAUUCCAUGUUUUCUUACUA